GGGGCGUGGCCCGGGUCGGAGGGGCGGGGCGGCCCUCCUUCCCCUCGGGUCACGCGCGGCCGGAAGUGGCGCCCGCAGCGGAGUAUUGGCGAUGGGGACUUCCCUGGACAUUAAGAUUAAAAGAGCGAACAAGGUUUAUCAUGCCGGGGAGAUGCUCUCAGGUGUGGUGGUUGUAUCUGGUAAGGACUCGGUCCAGCAUCAGGGAGUCUCUCUGACGGUGGAAGGAUCCGUGAACCUACAGCUCAGCGCCAAGAGUGUGGGUGUGUUCGAAGCUUUCUAUAAUUCCGUUAAGCCUAUCCAGAUCAUCAACAGCACCAUCGAGAUGGUGAAGCCAGGGAAAUUUCCCCCCGGGAAAACAGAAAUUCCUUUUGAAUUUCCUCUGCAUGUGAAGGGUAACAAGGUUCUGUAUGAGACCUACCAUGGCGUGUUUGUCAACAUUCAGUACACCCUGCGCUGUGACAUGAGGCGGUCUCUGUUGGCCAAGGACUUGACAAAGACCUGUGAAUUCAUCGUUCACUCUGCUCCUCAGAAGGGGAAACUGACUCCGAGCCCUGUGGACUUCACCAUCACACCUGAAACCUUACAGAAUGUCAAAGAGAGGGCCUUGCUCCCCAAAUUUCUCAUCAGAGGACAUCUCAACUCAACCAACUGUGUCAUCACACAGCCACUAACAGGAGAGCUGGUGGUGGAGAGCUCGGAGGCCGCCAUCAAGAGCAUAGAGCUGCAGCUGGUGCGCGUGGAGACCUGCGGGUGUGCAGAAGGGUAUGCCCGCGAUGCCACGGAGAUCCAGAAUAUCCAGAUCGCCGACGGGGAUGUCUGUCGGGGCUUGGCUGUCCCCAUAUACAUGGUCUUCCCCCGGCUCUUCACCUGCCCUACGCUGGAGACCACCAAUUUCAAAGUGGAAUUCGAGGUGAACAUCGUUGUGCUGCUCCACGCUGAUCAUCUCAUCACGGAGAACUUCCCGCUGAAGCUCUGCAGGAUGUAGUGGGAGGAGGGGCCCAACGAGAGUGGCCGAUGGAAGUGCAGCUGGUGCCCAACCUGCACGGGAGCAAGCCAGCAGCAUGUGCUGUUUCCUGAUGAUUCUGUAGCAGAAAUCAGUCUGACCCCUCAGACCACAGCCACCCUUCUUCCUCAUUUCCUCCAGGCUGCUGCCUCCAGUGGGCACUUCUCAUCAGACCUUUCCUUUGGAAUUCAUGAGGAUUACAUAAUGUCGUUGGCCAGAUCGUUUCCUGUGACUCCUGACUCACCUGCCCCUUGUGAGGGCAGAACAGGUGUAACAGCAAUUUGAGCCUUGCUGGAAAGUGAGAUCCUGGGGACAAAAGGAAGCCCUCCAUGCCUGGCCAGAGGAUGCGGCUAGGACCCCCGACAGCACAGGAUGGCCACAAGCGUACUCAUUGCUUAUGACGUUUGCAGAGACCCUCCAAGGAGGAGUGAGUGCAAAGGCACCCACUAGAAAUGUGGGGCACUUUUUUUCACUUUCUCCUAUAACAUCUUUCAUGAUAACUUCAAAACUUUGAGGGAACUAGAAAAAAGUGUUCCUUCUCUCACCAGAGUUAGAGGACUUGGUGACAGUGGCUGUGCUGGAGUAUUUCUGAAGUCGCAGGAGCUGGCGUAAAGUUGUAUGCUGCCCCAUUCCCAGAAUACAUUUAAAUGCAAGGUUACGUAAGGGGCGAAGAAA
This is a messenger RNA of Diceros bicornis minor, 1678 nucleotides long. RefSeq names its product VPS26 endosomal protein sorting factor C (gene VPS26C). Bases 92 to 985 code for a protein of 297 amino acids. Gene Ontology annotation, biological process: intracellular protein transport. The transcript is spliced from 8 exons. Gene Ontology annotation, cellular component: endosome. The record is from RefSeq and is a predicted model, not a curated record. Lineage: Eukaryota; Metazoa; Chordata; Mammalia; Perissodactyla; Rhinocerotidae.